AUGGCAGGUCCUCCAGUGGCAGGACCGCCCAUGGCAGGUCCCCACGUGGCAGGCCCCCUCAUGGCAGGCCCGCCCAUGGCAAGUACCGGUAUGGCGGGCCCGCCCAUGGCAGGUCCCGGUAUGCUUGGUCCUCCGGCUCCGGCGACUGGUUCUCUGAUGCCCGGUCCGAUGCCUCGCCCGAUGUCCGGUCCGAUGGGAGCGGUGUACGAUGCGAGUGGGGGCGGGGGUUACAUCCCAGGGGCCCCGUACCCACCUGCGCGGCCGGCGCCGGGUGUCCAGCCGCCGGCUGACUUCGGCUAUAACCGCGUUCCUUCGCCGAAUUCGCGAAUGGCACCCGCCGCGUACACGCAGAUCCUCGCGGCCUACCCCCCGUCGGUGUCCUACUCGCACCACCUCCCUGACAAUGUGGAUGUGGUGGUUGACAACGACACGCAACGACGCAGGCAACUAUAUAUAAGGGUCUCCGGAGGCGCCCUGACCCCGAAAGGUACAGUAGAUUUCAACGCAGUCUCGACGCCGACGGUAGAAGCCCCGAUUGAGGGGCAAGCCACGACUGAAAAGCAAGCCACAACUAAGGGGCAAGCCACGACUGAGGGGCAAGCCACAACUAAGGGGCAAGUCACGACUGAGCGUCAAGCCGCGACUGAAGGACAAGCCGCGACUGAAGGGCAAGCCGCGACUGAAGGGCAAGCCGCGACUGAAGGGCAAGCCGCGACUGAGGGGCAAGCCACAGCUCAGGGGCAAGUCACGACGGAGGGGCAAGCUACAGCUGAGGGACCGGUAACGACUGACGGGGAGGCAGGAACUGGCGGUUACUCCGUCACAGGCACGCUGCCCUCGUUAGGUGAUCCAGCCGCCCAUGACACAGCGGGCGUUGCUAGUGACCUGGUUGCAAGCGACCUGGUUGCAAGCGACCUGGUUCGGGGCGAUAGCGGCACGGCCUCAACUGCGGCCUCCACCAUCGGCGAUUCGAGUUCCGUUGUCCACUCCGUUGCUGCCGCUCACUCCGUUGCUGCCGCUCACUCCGUUGCUACCACUCACUCUGAUGCGACCAGCGUCGAUGAAAGCGUUAGAGCGGAUGCGAGUUUGUUGGACCUGCCUGCUUACCUGACGGCGCACCAGCAGGUAUUCUUCCAGUUCAUCGUGCCGGAAAUUCCGCGGUCGUACGCGACCUGGUCUUCGUCUUCAGUGUUCGACUGGAUCGUGUGGAAGUGUGUCCGGGGACAAAUUAUGGGAGCGUGUGUUUACAAACAUGCCGUAACACCAAACGAAGUACUCCGGUCGCUGGCUCUGCUCUUCCGCAUCGACCCGAACCGCUUACUCCUUCAACCAGCAACGCCAUACACACUCGCCAGUCUACGUUUCAACUCUGGUGAACCGAAGCUCUAUCUCUUCCUCAACCCACUCCCGCCACUCGUCGAACUGCAUCUCGACGUAAAUAGCGCAUUUCUGAAUGCCUCCUGCCUCUCACUCUACCAAAAGGCAAUUGCCUCCUAA
Molecule: messenger RNA, 1497 nt
Organism: Gregarina niphandrodes
Lineage: Eukaryota; Apicomplexa; Conoidasida; Eugregarinorida; Gregarinidae
Exons: 1
Coding region: 1-1497 (498 amino acids)
Source: RefSeq, a predicted model, not a curated record